GCGCCUUCUCUUCUGACGAACAACGUUGGCGGAAAUGGUUUCGGAGCGGGCCGAAGGGGGAGGAGGAGGAGGAAGAGAAGAAGAAGCAGCGGAGCCGGGGAGUACGGUGUCCGCGGAGGGCCGCGCUUAUCGGAGCGAGGAGGGCCCGGCCUGGUGCUGAGCUUAGCGGCCAUGUCGCUGCUGCAGUCGGCGCUGGAGUUCCUGGCGGGGCCGGGCUCCUUGGGCGCCGCCAGCCGGGACCAGAACGACUUCGUGGGGCAAGUGGUGGAGAUGGGGGAGAUGAAGCUCAGGAUCAAGAGGGUCCUCGCCGAAGGUGGUUUUGCGUUUGUUUAUGAAGCUCAAGAUCUUGGAAGUGGCAAAGAUUAUGCUUUAAAGAGAUUGUUAUCUAAUGAAGAAGAAAAGAACAAAGCCAUCAUUCAAGAAGUUUGUUUUAUGAAAAAGCUAUCUGGCCACCCAAAUAUUGUCCAGUUCUGCUCUGCAGCAUCCAUAGGAAAAGAAGAAUCUGAUACUGGGCAAGGGGAGUUUCUUCUGCUAACUGAGCUUUGUAGAGGGCAAUUGGUGGAAUUUUUAAAGAAAGCUGAAUCCAAAGGACCCCUCUCAUGUGAUACGGUUCUCAAGAUAUUUUACCAGACAUGCAGAGCGGUACAACAUAUGCACAAACAGAAGCCUCCAAUUAUUCAUAGAGAUCUAAAGAUUGAAAAUAUGCUGAUGAGUAACCAGGGGACCAUUAAAUUGUGUGACUUUGGCAGUGCAACAAACGUAGCACAUUAUCCAGAUUACAACUGGACUGCCCAGAAAAGAGCAGCAGUUGAAGAGGAGAUUACGAGGAACACAACGCCUAUGUAUCGGACUCCUGAAAUAAUAGAUUUGUAUUCCAAUUUUCCAAUUGAUGAGAAACAGGAUAUAUGGGCUUUGGGUUGCAUCCUCUACUUGCUCUGCUUUAGGCAACAUCCAUUUGAAGAUGGUGCUAAGCUUCGAAUAGUCAACGGGAAAUAUUCCAUCCCACAAAAUGACACAAGAUAUACUGUGUUUCAUGACCUCAUUUGUUCUACUUUGAAAGUGAAUCCAGAAGAGAGAUUAUCUAUUACUGAGCUUGUAAAUCAACUGCAAGAAAUUGCAGCUGCAAGGAAUGUAAACCCAAAGUCUCCCAUCACAGAGCUUCUUGAGCAAAACGGAGGUUAUGGAAACAAUGCUCAGCCUAGGCCAUCUUCAGCUCUGGUUCCACAGAACUCAAAACCUGUAGGACAACUCAACAACAUAUAUAAUGCAGGCAUGACUGUAGCAGAAUGUGACCAGACCUAUGCAGGGUUCUUUGAUAUUCUUAGGGGUGGAACAGAGAGGUUUUUAACAAAUAUCAAGGACACAUCUUCGAAAGUGAUUCAGUCUGUGGCCAACAGUCCAAGUUAUGCAAAAGGAGAUCUGGAUAUAUCAUAUAUCACCUCCAGAAUUGCUGUGAUGUCCUUUCCAGCAGAAGGUGUUGAGUCUGCCAUAAAGAAUAACAUUGAAGAUGUGCGGUUGUUCUUAGACUCUAAACAUCCUGGCCGCUAUGCUGUCUACAAUCUGUCACCAAGAACAUACAGGCCUUCAAGAUUUCACAAUCGGGUGUCUGAAUGUGGCUGGCCAGCGAGACGUUCGCCCAAUCUUCAAAAUCUGUAUAGCAUUUGCAAGAACAUGCAUUUAUGGUUAAAACAAGACCCAAAGAAUGUUUGCAUUGUACAUUGCCUUGAUGGAAGAGCAGCAUCAGCUGUUGUUGUUUGUUCUUUUCUAUGUUUCUGCCGUCUAUUCACCACUGCGGAAGCUGCUGUUUAUAUGUUUAGCAUGAAGCGCUGUCCGCCGGGUAUCUGGCCAUCACAUAAGAGGUAUAUAGAGUACAUGUGUGACAUGAUGGCAGAAGAACCCAUUAUCCCUCACAGCAAGCCUAUCCUUAUAAAGUCUAUAGUCAUGACACCAGUCCCUCUUUUCAGCAAGCAGCGUAAUGGCUGCCGGCCUUUCUGUGAAGUUUAUGUUGGGGAUGAAAGAGUAGCCACUACCUCACAAGAAUACGAUAAAAUGAAGGAUUUUAAAAUAGAAGAUGGGAAAGCAGUAAUUCCAUUAGACAUAACAGUCCAAGGAGAUGUUCUCAUUGUGAUUUAUCAUGCCAGGUCCACCUUAGGUGGCAGACUCCAAGCCAAGAUGGCAUCAAUGAAGAUGUUCCAGAUCCAAUUUCAUACAGGAUUCGUCCCCCGGAAUGCUACAACUGUGAAAUUUGCUAAGUACGAUCUGGAUGCCUGUGACAUUCAGGAGAAAUAUCCUGACUUGUUUCAAGUGAAUCUUGAAGUUGAAGUGGAGCCACGGGAUAGACCCAGCACUGACCGAGCCCCCUGGGAUAACUUGAACAUCAAGGGUUUGAAUCCCAAGAUCCUUUUCUCCAGCCGUGAGGAACAGCAAGAGAUACUAACAAAAUUUGGUAAGCCUGAACUGCCUAGACAGCCAGGCUCAACUGCCCAGUAUGAAGCAGAGGCAUCCAAGUCAGAACUAUCUUCUGAAGGUACACCUGUGGAACCAGACUCUCCACCGAGCAGUGGCACAGAGGCAAAUUUCUUCCAUACACUAGACUGGCAAGAAGGCAAACAUUCAGAUAUUGGAUCAGAGGCUUACUUUUCCAAAGAAACUCCUGGGCUAAUUGAAGAAAGGGAAGACAGUGAACCUUCAGAUGAAGAAUUUGCUGCAUUUCCUAGUGACGCCGGAGCUGCUGAAGAAAAAGAGAAAAACACACUGGGAAAUGAGGAUAGUGAGCAGUUCUUUGAAGCUGACUUUGAAAUGUCAGCUGUUCUGUCCAAAGAGACUCCGGUGGAAGACAGUGUUGACUUGCUUGGGCUAGAUUCAGAAACACCUCCAGAACUCCUCCAACCGCCUUCAGAGAUGAAGAGUUCCUCUAGCAAUGCAGACUUGCUGAAUGACUUGUUUGUUAGUGGUAUACCAGAGAGUUCAGAAGACUCUACUACGGACCUUUUGGGAGGAGGGGCAGACUUCUUUUUUGGGAGCCAGUCCCAACCCUCAGCAAACCCCCAAGGUAGUUGUCCUCCACCCACAGCAGCCAGCACCUCUUCUUCUUCAGCUGACCCAUUUGAUCCAUUCACAGUCAAUCCAGACAAUCCAACUCUUACUGGUCCUGAUCUCUUUGGCGACUUUCUCAGUCCAAAUGCACCAGCUGGAUCCAGCGUGUUUCCUUCCACACACAGUGCACCACCUCCUUCCUCUAGCACAGAGUUCCUUAAUUUAGGAGGUUUGGCACCAGAUCCACCUAAAAUGGCUUCCUCUGCAAGUCAGCCAGACCUUUUAGGUGGCUGGGAUUCCUGGGCAGAUUCCCCUCCAGUCAGCACCCCAACACCAGCAGCACCUAAGAAGACCACUUUGGAAGGCCAAGCUUUUACGACAGGAGGCCCUACGAAUGUUCCCUCAGGCCUUUCAUUCAAUCAAGCAAAAUCGCAGAACUUUGACCCUUUUGCUGACCUCGCUAACCUGAAAGCCGGCCUUCCAGGUGCUUCAAGUGGAGGAUUCUCAGCUGGUAGUUUUGCUCCCAAGUCCACUCCUUCACAAAAGACAGGGCAUCAGUGGCAGACCAGCAAACCGCAACCAACUAGCACAUCAUGGCAAGCUCACUCGCAGCCAAAACCACCAGAACAAGCCAAGCCCAGCAUGCAGCCGAAACCCAACUACACUGUGAAUUUCAGCGUUAUUGGAGGGCGUGAAGAGAGAGGUAUCAGAGCCCCUGGUUUUGGACAAAAACCCAAAGUUUCAGAAAAUGAUUUUGAGGAUCUUUUGUCAAAUCAAGGAUUUGCAGCGAAACCUGACAGAAAAGGACCAAAGACCAUUGCAGAGAUGAGAAAAGAAGAAAUGUCUAGAGAUAUGGACCCUCUAAAAUUAAAGAUUCUAGAUUGGAUUGAUGGGAAAGAAAGGAAUAUAAGAGCUUUAUUAUCUACUCUUCACACUGUGCUUUGGGAAGGUGAAACCAAAUGGAAACCAGUUGGCAUGGCAGACCUGGUUACCCCAGAUCAAGUGAAGAAGUAUUAUAGGAAGGCAGUACUUGUGGUUCACCCAGAUAAGGCUGUGGGGCAGUCUUAUGAACAGUAUGCCAAAAUGAUCUUCAUGGAGCUGAAUGAUGCGUGGUCAGAAUUUGAAAACCAAGGCUCAAAAUCUCUUUUCUGAUAUGGCUCCCUUUUGCACAGGGGGAGGAGUAAUUUCAAAAUGUAUUGGCAGCAAAACUGAAUCUUGAGUGCUGUUAGUGUAACCUCCUGAGAUCAAGGAGCAGGGGGAGGGGACCUUUCCUGGUUGUUGCACAUUUUGAAACUGUACACUCACAAACAGGGGUGUAUAUUGUAGGAAGCAGAGUAUGAAACAUUACAGAAGUGGCACACUGGGUCCAUUGGCACUAGGAAGCUUGUGCCCUGAGAGUGGAAGGUUCCAAGCCAUCUCAGAUGCAGUCAGAGGCACCUGUCGUUCUAAUGAAGGGUCUUGGCAUGGGCAAAAUUUGCUGUGAGAAACAUCAUCCACUUUGAAUCCUGAAUUAUCAUUUUGACUUUUUUUUUUUUGCUCUCCAUCUGAAGAAAUACAUAACUUCAGUUUGCAUUUCUGUCCCCCCCUCUGCCCAGUAGUUUUGUGAUUUUUCAUUUUGCUCUUUACAUGUUUGCCUUAUUCAAAGUGCUUUAGUUAUCUAUCAGCUGUGAGUUUGCUCAGCAUCUCUUGUUGUUGCUGUGAGAGGUGUACAUUUUUCUUCUGUAUUUUAUGUAAUCAUUCCAAUAAUCAUUCUGUAAAUAAUUAAACUGUUUUCUGACAACACCUGCAUUCCUUAUGCUGCAUUGACAGUUGUUUGGCCAAAAUGCUCCCAUUGGAGGAAAUGUUUGGCUGGUGAGAAUUUUGGUAUUUGUAGAGUUUGGGUCUUUUUAAAAAAAAUGGAAACAAGGAAUUAGAUCUUGGCUUUAAUUUAAGUACUGCAUGGUCUUGUUUUAUUUAUUAUGAUAUUCUUGGAGGCAAACUAUCUUAAAUUUCUGUUCUAAAGUGUGCAUUCCCCCCUUCUUACUUUACUGAAUGGUGUAUGUGCCUUUUUUUGGCAUAGUUGAAUUGUAUAGGAAGUAGGCAGGUUGGUAUAUACAGUAUGCAGAAACCCGAAAAGUGUGUGCAGUGAUCUGCUACUUCAAUUUGUCAGACUUAAUUGAGUAAACGUUGCACUGUUAGCCGCUGAAGAAGUGUGUGUGCUCACAUAUUUCAAAAGUAUAUUGAUUCUAGAAGUCUCUGUGUGUGGAUCAAAGAUCAGGAUAGCAUGUACUGUCUUUUAAGACAAUCCCCUAUUUGAUGUACCCUCAACUGCAGGGGCUAGUUCUGUACUUCAGAAUUUAAUACAAAUGUGCAUUGUUUAAUAUGAGGACUAUCUCUUUAUGCAGUCACUAUUAUGGUAUCUCAGUUGCAGUAGCACUCUAGCUUUGUUCAAGUUAAUCUAUUUGCAAGCUGUCAUGGUUUAUUCAGCCUGGUUUUGCAACUUUUUUGCUGGGAUCAGUGACUUGGCAGGGUCAAGGAAGGGUCCUUUUUACAAGAGUAGCUUCUGAAUGAAGUUCGAAGUGUGUCCUCUUUCCACCUCUACUGCUUUCGGCAAAUGAAGAAACAGCAAAUAACUUUUUGCUCCUACAGUCUUCCCAGGGGCUCAGGGAGCAGAAGUGUAUUUAUUAUACAAGCUGUCUUGCUUAGGAGUAGCCCACUUGUAUGGUUCCAGUCUCCAAGCUGCUGUCAUAAUGGAAAAGAUAUACAGACCCAAAGAAUAUUGACGUGUGGAAUGUGUCUGCCUUUAUCGCAUUUUUUUCUCAGGAGUGAAAUUGCAGACAAUGUUUGUUUUUUAAACUGUAUCUUGAUUGGAUAUUGUAAUCUCAGUGGAAUUAGUUAUUUUUUCUUGAUAUAGUACACAUCUGCUGACGUACUGAUUCAUCUCAGAUACACUCCUAUGAUUAAGGUAUAUAUUAUUCUGGAAAGAGGUCUAUUAAAGCUGUUUUUUUUUCUUCCUGCAUGUCAUCAGCGUGGAAGAGAAAUUGGAUGGUGCAUCAUUUGUGGGAAACACUAAAUUAUCUUCAGACAUAACAUGAACUCCUCCUUUGUGACAUUGGAUUCCAGGUUGCUGAAUGGACCUUGGCCUAAGCUAUAGAGUGGUUGCAUCAUUUUGGGUGUCAUGGAUUGCAGACUACUCAGAGUUAUUGGGAGAGCGUUUGUAGGCCCAAUGGAGGGGUCUACAUCACUCUUAGUUCUUUGGCCCUCCCAAAGUAACCCAUAACAAAAUUUCUGUAUCUCAUCUUGUGUAACCCAACAAAAUUUCCAGUGCAUUUUAAGGAGGUUCAAAGCAACAUUAGAGGUGAUAGGUUUUUUGUAACCCCAUCUCUACUUCAUACCAAAUCUCACCUUUUCAUGAAAUCCCAGGACUUCUUACGAUUGUAAUUUGGGGAGUGCACAAAAUGGGCUCUGGUAAUAAACAUAAAAAUCCCCCUCUGCCACCCCAGCUCUGUUACAAUUGUUAUAAAAUGAUGGUGGGUGGGAAAGUUCUGCUACAUAACUUUCAAGAAUGGAAAAUUACAUUGCUACAUGAAAGAAGCAUAGGCCGUGUAAUUUGAUGAAGAAUAACCACACAUUUUUCAUGUUAAGGAAAAUCCACUGGUACCCAUAGGGUAUUGUUUUUGUUUUGUUACAAUGACUGGAGUGUUGGGAAGAAAACAAGAGUUGUUUUGGUGUAUUCUACCUUGACUAUCUAGGAUAGUUAGGGUCUAACCAUUUCAAAUAAAGUUCAUACAUACGUAAGUAAUGCGAAUACAGCUCCAAGGGUGUUUAUACUCUUUUAAAGAGAGAUAUACUGCUGUAGAGGGUAAUUGAAACUUUAUAGUCUACAUUUUGGUAGUGGGGGGAGGAACCAGAAGUGGAAAAGAAUGAAAUAGAUAGGGGGUAUUAAAUGGGGUAGGAAUAGUUUGUAGUUUAAGUGGAGGCCAACUUUAAUAUUGGCGCUGAGAGGAAAAGGCAUUUCUUCCUCAAAAUAUUAUUUUGCUCUUGGUAAAUUACUCUAAUGUGGGAUAAAAAGAGGCCAGAGAACAAAAAUGACUGUUAAAUUUUCUUUUGCAAUUUUGGGGGGGGGGGGGGGAGAUGUGUAUCUUGAGGUUUUGGUGAAAUUCCAAAUCUAUAAAUUUAACUUGUUUAAAAUGUGGUUAUUUUAAAAUGGGGUGGGAAACUUGUUACUUUCAAGGGCACUGGCUCUCCCCCACCAAGAAAAAAAAUGGUGUCACAAAAUAUUUGCUUUGAAGUGGUUUUCAUGAUGGUAAACUGGAAACACCUCAUUCGAAGAAGAGCUUCCAAAUUGACUAGUUAUAAAUUUUUUUCCUUGUUUGGUCCUGAAUUUCAGCAGUGGCUUCCAAGAGGAGAAAGUUGCCCCCAGAACCAACGAAGUUGCCCACCCAUUUUAAAGGGAAGGUUGUGACUGCAUAGAACUACUUCCACAUAACUCUUCCAUACAUAGCUAUUGUAGGGUACCUGUUCCCUAUAUUGACUGGCAACAGCUUUCUGAGAGAUGGUGUCUGGCAGACAUCUUUCCCGUCACCAAUGAGCACAGAAGAGGGUAAAAUCCAACCCUCCAGAUCUUGUCAGAUGUAACUCCCAUCAUUCCUCACUAUGGCUAUCGUGGCUAGGACUGGUGGGAGCUGCAAUCCAAUAGUACCUGUGCAAGUGGAUUUUUUUUUAAACUACAGAUCACUGUGUCCAUUAAAACCAGUAUUACAUUAAUAGCAGGCUUCCCUAACUUUAGUGCCCUCUAGAUGUGUUGGACUGUAAAUCCCAACAUCCUCAGUCUCCAUGGUGUUUUACACCACAACCCCCAGAGGGAAUGCAUUCCUGGACUUGCUAUGGAAAUGAGAAAAUGCAGAUAAUAGCAAACCCUAUUGAAAUGAAUGACCAGUGGAAGUAUACCAUAGGAUCUCACAGGAGGACCUGGAAAAUACCUAGGGAGAACAUACUUUUUUGGAUGCAGGUAAGUGAAAUGGCGAGUCCUGGUCCUGCAGAUAUGGGAGUUGCAUUGUAAUUUAUGACAUCUACAGGGCACUGUGUUGGGGAAGGCUGAUCUACACCGAGUAGCAGCAACUUUUCAGGAUUGAACCUGGCAUUGAUUGACUUUCUGCAGUGCAAAGCUUGUGCUGAAGAAGUCGUCUUUGGCUUAAAUGUGACACUUGUGACCUAGCAAACUGUCCCUUGCAGUGUUGAGCCCCAUUGUUGGCUCUGAAUUUGUAAAGACCAGUACGAACUUUGUGGACAUGCUGAAUUUGGGGCUGUUGGCUCUAUAUCUUCUUUUGGAGGAGCACAUCAGUAUUUGACACCUUCCUGUGCUGGCUGUUUUGGUGUUUUAACCCAGCAGCAGUGAAUGUGAGGGGAAAAAAUCACUCAUACUCAUAGUGUGGAAAAGUUGCCUUUUGGGUCUCCAAAUUUCAGAAUCCAUCCAGGCAACAUGGCCAGGGUCAUACCUGCUGUGGAAUUCAGGGAGUAAUUCAGAAAAAGUAACUCCAGUGUCAAGACCACAAUGUAACUGCCUCACUUUACUAACUUUGUGUCAAAUUUCUUAAUUUCCUUUCUGUUGAUCUGCUGCUAUAAAAGAGGCUACAGGUUGACAAACCAGGAUGAAAACUGAGUUGCCCAGUAUAUAACUGGGUGAAUUUAGUUAGCAAUCUUAAAAUCAAAAAUGAUUUCUUUACAGUAUUGUCCCUUUUUCACCACAAGGGUGUGCUUUAUAAGAACAUGUGGCAAGGAAGCCGGGUUCUGGUGACACUGUAAAAAUGAACCUUGGAAACUCUGUGUUGCUGCUUGUCUUUUCUUUUUUAAAGAAAUUCUGGCCCUUCCUCAGUCCCAGGGGGAAGGUGAAGUUUUCUUUACCCAACAGAUAGUUCUGCUUGUAUGUAACUGCCAUGAUUGUACAUGGAUGAGCAGUGAUCCAAGUUUGGGCCACGGUUCUAGGUAGUCUUGUGUGGGUCAUCUGAGAACCAAUUUGGGCAUGCGGUGUCCCACCAAUGGUUAAUCAUUUUAGCCAGAGCUGAAGAGGGGGGUUCAGAUUAAGACAUCUUCCAGUUAUGUCUGGCCUGGCCAGAAGUCUCCUACUUGCCUGUCUAUCCAAGGAUGAUGCUUCACUUCUCUGUGCCCUUUGUCUGAAGAGUACUUUCGGACAGAAGAGCAUGUAGUUCUGGGUUAACUUAAAUUGUGUGCCACCUCCAGGUUGAAGUUCCUUUUACAAGCACUGGAACCUUUAUGUGGAAACUCUUCUGUCUUUUAAACUGUUCCACUAGCAAUCUAAAGAGCACUUUUUUUUUUCUAUUGGUAUUUCUACUUUAGGGCUCGCAAGUAAAAAAUUCAUAAUAUUAGGAAUUACUACCCACCAUUUUGGAUGGCUUCGUUCCCCCGUACUGUACCUCCAAAUCAUUGAACAAUGGGUAUAAAAUGGUUUUAAAAAUUAACCGUAUUAAGGCAAUAAAAGGAGGGCUUAUUCUCAAUUGAGACUGGCAGAGUGUGAUUUCUGCACAACUUCCCCACCUUGUUUUGCCUCUUCUUUCCCUGUGGCUUUUGCACACAACUUUCAGGAAUAAAAUACUGAAAUAAUUCAUGCAACUGUCUUUUUUUCUUAUAAAGGGUGCGUUUAUUUAAACUUUUUAAAUAUAAAAAUCCAAACAGGAUUUUGUGGCAUUGUGGACACUUUUGGAAACCAUUUACUGAAUGUACAAUGUACUGUUCUAUAGAACUGAAAAACGUUAAAUGAAUGAGGAUUUUUGCUCACUCCAUGGUAUUUUGCAAUUUCAUGUCCUUGUUAGACGUCAUCUCUGUGUGUAUGUCUUUUUGUGGGGGAGAGGGGUAAAUGGACAGACAAAGGGAAACCAAAAUCUUAUUUUUGUCUUCAUUGGGGGAAUUGCUGUGUGCUGAGUAAUUUUGGUAAUAGUCCAAUGCAAAAUGUAUAAAUGUGUAUGUAUAUAAAAUGAACAUUGUCUUAAGGUUGCACCUUGUAAACAAUUAUGAAUAAUGUAUUGAAUGUUUGGCACAUAAUUUUCUGGAUCAAAGUAUUUUACUUUGGAAUUAAGAUGAUCAGUGAUUAAAAGAAAUCAAACAUUG
Messenger RNA from Sceloporus undulatus (fence lizard), 10140 nucleotides. RefSeq names its product cyclin G associated kinase (gene GAK). Gene Ontology annotation, cellular component: cytoplasm. The record is from RefSeq and is a predicted model, not a curated record. The transcript has 29 exons. Gene Ontology annotation, molecular function: protein serine/threonine kinase activity; ATP binding; AP-2 adaptor complex binding. NCBI's taxonomy places the organism in Eukaryota, Metazoa, Chordata, Lepidosauria, Squamata, Phrynosomatidae. Bases 172 to 4188 code for a protein of 1338 amino acids. Gene Ontology annotation, biological process: regulation of clathrin-dependent endocytosis; positive regulation of Notch signaling pathway; protein phosphorylation.